AUGGUGAAAGAAGAAAACACUGAUGUUUCUGAGAAUCAGGAAGAACCCGAAGAGUUGAGUCCGAAGACCAAGGCUUUUGCGCCUACACUUGAAAAGGAAUACAAACUUAAGUUUGAUAAAAUACUCGGAAGUGGCUCGUAUUCUCGUGUAGCUCGUGCAACGUUUGGUGAUAAAAAGAUAGAAGUUGCUGCCAAAGUUAUCAACAUCACUCCAACCCGCGAGAAAGAUGACUACAUUAAAAAAUUUCUUCCUCGGGAAAAGGAGAUAGUCAAGUUGCUGAAACACGACAAUAUUUGUCGUUUAUAUGAGAUGAUCUCCUUUCCCGACCAUAUCAUUUUUGUGACGGAAUUCUGCGCAGGAGGAGAUCUAUUGCGUAAGAUGAAGGACAUUAAAACAAUGAAUGAGGAAGAAGCAAAGUUCAUGUUUCGACAAUUCAUUGCCGCUCUAACGCAUUUGCAAGCAUACAACAUUGUGCAUCGAGAUCUCAAGUGCGAAAACAUCUUUCUUGACAAGUACGAAAAUGUAAAACUUGGGGAUUUUGGUUUCUCUCGCAUCUUAAAACCUGGAGAAAAGUCUGGCACCUUCUGUGGAUCAAGGGCUUAUGUGGCACCCGAAAUUCUAAGAGGAAGGGAGUAUUCUGGAAAUGCAGUUGAUGUUUGGAGUACUGGAGUAAUCCUGUACAUUAUGCUGACUGGAUCGAUGCCGUUUGAUGACCGUAAUCCACAGAAAAUGAUUGAAAGACAGUUGGCCCACAAGAUAAAAUUCCCAAAAAGCUGUACAGCUUCAACAUCAUCGAAAGCUUUGAUUCUUGAAAUUCUCCAACCACAUGCACCGAAUCGUCCAACUUACAAAGCGAUUUGUGAAUCGGAAUGGCUUCGCAACCAACCGUAUUACAUGAAACCAGAUGAACCACCUAAACCAACAACACAAUGUGCUCCUGUUACUCCCACAACGACUCCAACUCCAGCAGGAGGACCAACAAAACCAAAGGAUAGUAAGAGGCAGCAUGGAUGA
Molecule: messenger RNA, 1014 nt
Organism: Caenorhabditis briggsae
Lineage: Eukaryota; Metazoa; Nematoda; Chromadorea; Rhabditida; Rhabditidae
Exons: 5
Coding region: 1-1014 (337 amino acids)
Biological process (GO): intracellular signal transduction; protein phosphorylation; microtubule cytoskeleton organization
Cellular component (GO): cytoplasm
Molecular function (GO): ATP binding; tau-protein kinase activity; protein serine/threonine kinase activity
Source: RefSeq, a predicted model, not a curated record